AUGUUAGGAAAUAUGCAACUUGUAUUCCCAGGUGGCCAUAGGCCAGUAUAUGUGUGGUACAAUAUGCAGAAAGCCCCUUAUAGAACGGGGAAAAUACAAAAGAUGGAUUUGAAGGACAGCCUCUCCAGAUUUAAGCAGCAACAGGAGAGGUGCCAGUCAUCUUUGGCCAGCAUAGCUGCAAGCCAAGCUUCAACCACAAAACCAAAGCACAGGGCCCAACCGAUUAAUGCUCCAUCUGCUCCAGCAAGGCCUGCACAACCUAUUAAAUUUUCAAACGAUACAGAAAGGCUGCAACAUAUUAAUUCGAUUAGGAAAUCUCCUGUUGGGGCACAGAUCAAACUUGUCAUUGAACUGCUUUACAAGACAAGACAAGCUUUUACGGCAGAGCAGAUAAAUGAUGCAACUUACGUUGAUAUCAAUGCUAAUAAGGCUGUCUUUGACAGUCUGAGGAAUAACCUCAAAGUACAGUAUGAUGGGAGGCGUUUCUCGUACAAGUCCAAGCAUGAUCUGGAGGGGAAAGAUCAACUACUUGAUUUGAUAAGGUGUCACCAGGAGGGUCUUGCUGUUGUGGAAGUGAAGGAUGCAUACCCAAGUGUGUUGGAAGAUUUGCAGGCUCUGAAGGCAGCAGGUGAAGUUUGGCUGUUGUCAAACAUGGAUUCACAGGAGGACAUUGUUUACCCUAACGAUCCAAAAGUGAAGAUCAAGGUUGAUGAUGACCUGAAGGAGCUCUUCCGUGGGAUUGAGUUACCGCGUGAUAUGGUUGAUAUCGAAAAGGAGCUCCAGAAGAACGGCAUGAAGCCGAUGACCGACACCACCAAACGACGAGCAGCAGCCCAGAUCCAUGGCGUGAAACCCAAGGCUAAGCCUAAGAAGAAGCAACGCGAGAUAACUAAACGGACCAAGCUCACGAAUGCCCAUCUGCCUGAGCUGUUCCAACAUCUUAAAUCUUGA
Molecule: messenger RNA, 951 nt
Organism: Triticum turgidum subsp. durum (durum wheat)
Lineage: Eukaryota; Viridiplantae; Streptophyta; Magnoliopsida; Poales; Poaceae
Source: the annotation of a GenBank genome assembly